This is a messenger RNA of Talaromyces proteolyticus, 737 nucleotides long. RefSeq names its product Mss4-like protein. Bases 164 to 559 code for a protein of 131 amino acids. The record is from RefSeq and is a predicted model, not a curated record. Gene Ontology annotation, molecular function: carbon-sulfur lyase activity. NCBI's taxonomy places the organism in Eukaryota, Fungi, Ascomycota, Eurotiomycetes, Eurotiales, Trichocomaceae. The transcript is spliced from 4 exons.
ACGACCUGCUAUCUGUUGAGGGUUGCUGCCUGGGGCUGACCGAAUACGAGUAUUCCGGCUUCCCCCACCAUAAUCUAGGUAUUUUAACAUUUGAACAUUUUCACCCUUGAACAAAAGAUCAAAAAGCCCCAUUUCAACCUACAAUUCAGCGAGAGAAGGAAUAAUGGCUACGUACACCGGUCACUGUCAUUGCGCCGCUGUUAAGUAUACUUUUACAAUCUCCCCAGGGCUAGAGGAGCAGGAACUUGUUUCCUGUAAUUGCUCGUAUUGUAGCACAACCGGUGCUUUACUUUUGUACCCCAAGACUACCGAUUUUUCUUUUACAGAUGGGGCGGACAAUCUGACUGAAUAUCGCUUCGCGACUGGGUCCAUUGAACACUUAUUUUGCAAAGUAUGCGGAACAAACAUGACUGCAAAAUCUUUGGUGGAGGGCGCUUUCUCUGGCAUCCAAGCUGUCAAUGCGAGAACAUUAGAUGGAAUCGAUCUGGAGAAUAUGAAAGUUAAAAAGGUGAAUGGUAAGGAUUUCACUUUUCCAUCAAAAGCAGAUGGAGAAAAGUAGAGCGAUGAUACUCUAGCUUCCAUUCGACUACCCAGCUCUUAUUUUGUCAUCUUUCAUCUUGAACCUUUAUCCCUGUAUAAAUUGAGACCCUGAGGCCUUUGAACAAUUAGUUCAAGUAUGAGUUCCUCGAAAGUAGUUCUAGCAACCCGAAUAAUCAAAAUAGCCAUAUGUCUUUGUA